CGCCAAUUUAUUAUCCCAGCAUGCUCGAGACAUACGGAUCACAUCCUCUUCAGUCUAUAAAGGUCUUCAAAGGCGACCCAAGCAAUAAUCUGUCGAUUGUAUUUAUUCAUGGUGGAGGAUGGAGAGAUCCUAACAAUACCUACGAUGAUUUUGAACCCAUGUGCAACUACUUCAAGACUCGGACCAACCACAAUCUUUUCAGUAUCAAUUAUCGCUUAUCACCUGAAGUGAAGCAUCCUACCCAUUUGCAAGAUGUGUGGGCAGCUCUUCAGUACAUAGCCAAAAAGUAUCCUGGUCCCAUGCUGAUCGUGGGACAUUCAGUGGGUGCAACUUUGCUGUUAGAACUCUUGAAUGUCAGAUCCAUAGCUGGAGUCACUGGAGGAGAGGAAUUGAAAAUCCAAUCGAUAGUCUUGAUAGAUGGAAUCUACCAUAUUCCUGAAUUGAUUGAAGAGUACCCAUCCUACAAUUCGUUCGUAUCCGAGGCAUUUGAUUCGGAAGAGUCAUACACUCAAGCACUCCAGGUCUCAUGGACCAAUUCUCUUCCUUUUGAAGGCGAGCCACCUCACAUUUUGGUGAUUUUCUCCCUUCAAGAUGAGUUAAUUUCGGUACGCCAAACAGAAAUACUUGAGAAGUACCUCAAACAGAUUGGUGCCAACCACCAAGUUGCUAAGGGCAACUGGGGGCUCCACGAAGAAGUUUAUAAAAAUCAAGAAGUCUAUGAGCUCUUGUUGGCAAAUAUCGGCAAGUAA
This is a messenger RNA of Suhomyces tanzawaensis NRRL Y-17324, 749 nucleotides long. Its product is annotated as arylformamidase. The record is from RefSeq and is a predicted model, not a curated record. Gene Ontology annotation, molecular function: arylformamidase activity. Lineage: Eukaryota; Fungi; Ascomycota; Pichiomycetes; Serinales; Debaryomycetaceae. The coding region runs from base 21 to 749 and encodes 242 amino acids. The transcript has a single exon.